CCCCGCAAACGGUUGGCGGUGAUUGAAAGCCGCGAAGGAGUCUGAGGUAAAUUAUGAACUUAGUUUUAAAAUAUUAAUAUAUUUUAACAAAAAACUUUAACUCAAAGCGUAAAGGCGGCACUCGAGAUCGAGCGAACGCCUGAAAGAAGAAGAAUAAGAGAAAAAAACGCGAGACUCAGCUACCCACCACCGUCGCCACGGCAACCUCUCUCCCAAGCCAGCCUUUCCAUUGGCUGACGGGGUUUCUCAAGGCAGCUCCUGAUUGGUCAGUCGAGCCAGGAUGGCGGUGACUUCCGUGGGGGGGCAGCCACCCCCGCUGGACUCCCACAAUUCCCCGGAGCAAGUGGCAGCAAUGGUGCAUUGUGGGGGUCGGGUGAUGGAGUCACGUGGAGAGGAGUCCAUGGGACUGGAUCGACGUGCAUCGAUGGACACGCCUAUUCGCUCGCCUACAUUCUCACCUGAAGACUCGCCCACACGUGCAGCUCACGAUGAAGCUGAAGGAUUGAAUCAUCACUCAUCUACACGUUCACCUCUCCACUCACUUCGCGAUGAACACGAACAAUUGAAUGAACGCUCACCCACCUACUCGCCUGAAUACUCGCCUACACACUCGCUCGACUAUUCAACUGCCCACUUACCUGAACGCUCACUUACCCACUCGCCUCGCAGUGAAGCUGAAGGUUUGAACGAGCGGACACCCGAACAUUCACAUGCUAGUUCACCUGAACCACGUAGCGAACACUCGUGUACGCACUCACCCGCGCGCUCACUUGCACCACGCUCACCCGCACACGACAGUGACCCCUCACCGGAGCGUCUGCGCGCUCACUCGCACACAGAGGACUCCCACUCCCCGGGCCUCUCUCCCCAGAGACUCUUCGCUCUCCGGCACUCCCCCUCUUCUCCCCUCUGCUUUCCAUCUCUCUCCGUCUCCAGUCUCUUUUGCGGUCCCCGUGUCUCCUCUGGGCUUCCUGUGUCUCCCUGUCUCUCUCCAACCUCCCGUGUUCCCCCUGACCUCUCUAUGUCUCGCUGCGUCUCUCCAGCCUCCCAAAGCUCCCCUAAUCUCGCUGCGUGUCGCAGUCUCUCCCCCGGUGUCCCCGCGUCUCCCUCGGUCUCCCCACGCGUCCCCGCAUCUCCCCACGUCACCCGCGUCUCGAGUCUCCGCCAGCAGCAGCAGCAGCCGUCCCCUGCCUCUGCGGCGGCCAUGCUGAGCGGCGGACUGCAUCGCAUGCCGGCCAUCGUGAACCUCCUGCUCGUCCUCCUGAAGCGGCGCGGGGAGGAGAUGGGGCCUUGGGCAGCUGCCCUGAGGGAGAGGAAACGUCACCGAGUCACCCAGCGCCGCCUCGCCUGGGCCCUCAGCAGGCUGCGCGAGACUCGCCAGGCCCUGGACGUCGCCGUGGAGAUGGAGCGGCGCAGGGAGGCGGUGGUGAGGCAGCUGGAUGAGACCCUGGCGCAAGUGGUGCGGUGCUGCAAGAGGAGAGACGCUCAUCUCACAGAGCAGAGUCCCACGGUGCAAGCAGAGAAGCAGGCAGCGGAGCCGAGCCACGGCACGGGGACCCAGAGUGACUCGGAGGUGGUGGAGCGUGGGGACGACACGGAGACGGAGAGAGACUCGGACGUGGCGGUGGUGGUGGUGGUGGAGGAGGAGGAGGAGAGAGACUCUGUAGUGAAGGAGAGAGACUCUGUAGUGAAGGAGAGAGUCUCUGUAGUGAAGGAGAGAGACCAGUUGAAGGAGGAGAGAGACCGGGUGGUGGAGGAGAGAGACCAGUUCAAGGAGGAGAGAGACUCUGUAGUGAAGGAGAGAGACCAGUUGAAGGAGGAGAGAGACCAGAUGAAGGAGGAGAGAGACUCUGUAGUGAAGGAGAGAGACCAGUUGAAGGAGGAGAGAGACCGGAUCAAGGAGGAGAGAGACUCUGUAGUGAAGGAGAGAGACCAGUUGAAGGAGGAGAGAGACCAGAUGAAGGAGGAGAGAGACUCUGUAGUGAAGGAGAGAGACCAGUUGAAGGAGGAGAGAGACCGGAUCAAGGAGGAGAGAGACUCUGUAGUGAAGGAGAGAGACCAGUUGAAGGAGGAGAGAGACCAGAUCAAGGAGGAGAGAGACCGGAUCAAGGAGGAGAGAGACUCUGUAGUGAAGGAGAGAGACCAGUUGGUGGAGGAGAGAGACUCUGUAGUGAAGGAGAGAGACUCUGUAAUGAAGGAGAGAAACCUGGUGGUGGAGGAGAGAGAUGGGUUGAAGGAGGAGCGAGACCAGUUGAAGGAGGAGAGAGACCUGGUGGUGGAGGAGAGAGACCGGUUGAAGGAGGAGAGAGAUGGGUUGAAGGAGGAGAGAGAGCAGUUGAAGGAGGAGAGAGACUCUGUAGUGAAGGAGAGAGACCAGUUGGUGGAGGAGAGAGACUCUGUAGUGAAGGAGAGAGACUCUGUAAUGAAGGAGAGAAACCUGGUGGUGGAGGAGAGAGAUGGGUUGAAGGAGGAGCGAGACCAGUUGAAGGAGGAGAGAGACCUGGUGGUGGAGGAGAGAGACCAGUUGAAGGAGGAGAGAGACCGGUUGAAGGAGGAGAGAGACCAGAUGAAGGAGGAGAGAGACCGGGUGGUGGAGGAUAGAGUGCAGUUGAAGGAGGAGAGAGACGCUGUAGUGAAGGAGAGAGAUGAGUUGAAGGAGGAGAGAGACGGGUUGGUGGAGGAGAGAGACAGUGAGGUGAAGGAGAGGGAGGCGGUGGAGAGGGGUGGACGCGCUCGGGUCGAGGAGCUGAAGAGGCUGCUGCACACGGAGGAGGCCGCCCGGGACCAGGCCGUGCAGAUGGAGGCCUCGAUGCGGGAGACACUUCGCCUCCGAGAGGAGGAGAUGAGAUCGCUGCGACAGGAGCACGAGCAACGCCUCCGCGUCGUCCGCGCGGAGACGGAGCGCCUGUCCUGGGAGAAGCGAGCCCUCGAGGCGUGGAGACACGAGACGACGCUGGCGCUCUCUCGCCUCGUCCGCCACGAGGCGGCGGACGCGGGGACCGCCGGCCACGGCACGCGCAGCGCCGGCGGCCCCGCCGCUCACAUCACGAGCCCCGCUGCGCGGACGGGGUACGCGGCGGUCGACCACGACGCGCUCGCCUCUGGCAGCACGGCAGCGUACGCGCCCAUCUCCGCCGCGUGCGCCUCAACCACACUCAGCAGCAGCAGUAGCGGCAGCAGCAGCAGCAGUAACUGCAACAGCAGCAGCAGCAGCAGCGGCUGCAACAGCAGCAGCACAGUCGCAAUCGGCCCUGACGCGUACACCGCCGGCCAGAACGCGUCCAUCCACAAUUUGCAUGACUUGAGCCCCGACAAAUACACGCCUGCUGUCCAUAGCACGCACACAUCCCUCGCUUACAUGGACCAGGCUGUGCCUAACGCACACCACACUAUGCAUAACGCACACCACACUGUGCCUAACGCACACCACACUGUUCCUAACGCACACCACACUAUGCCUAGCGCACACCACACUAUCCCUAACGCACACCACACUAUGCCUAACACACACCACACUGUGCCUAACACACACCACACUGUGCCUAACGCACACCACACUAUGCCUAACGCACACCACACUAUGCCUAGCGCACACCACACUAUCCCUAACGCACACCACACUAUGCCUAACGCAUACCACACUAUCCCUAGCGAAUACCAGACUGUCCCUAACGCACACCACACUAUGCCUAACGCACACCACACUAUCCCUAGCGAAUACCAGAUUGUUUCUAACGCACACCAAUCUAUCGCUAACGCAUACCACACUAUCCCUAGCGAAUACCAGACUAUCCCUAACGCACACGAGACUGUCCCUAACACACACCACACUAUCCCUAACACACACGAGGCUGUCCCUAUUACACACCACACUAUCCCUAGCGAAUACCAUACUGUCCUUAACGCACACCAGACUUUCCCUAACGCACAGCAGUCUAUCGCUAACGCAUACCACACUAUCCCUAGCGAAUACCAGGCUGUCCCUAUCGCAUACCAGACUGUCUCUAACGCACAGCAGUCUAUCGCUAACACACACGAGACUGUCCCUAACGCAUACCACACUAUCCCUAACACAUACCAGACUGUCCCUAACACACACCAGUCUAUCGCUAACACACACCAGUCUAUCGCUAACACAUACCACACUAUCCCUAGCGAAUACCACACUGUCCCUAACACAUACCAGACUGUCGCUAACACACACCAGACUGUCGCUAACACACACCAGACUGUCCUUAACGCACAGCAGUCUGUCGUUAACACACAGCAGACUGUCCCUAACACACACCACACUGUCCCUAUCACACAGCGGUCUAUCGCUAACGGAGACACGUCUGUCGCCACUCCGCCCCUCCUCAAUGUCACCGCAUCUACCUCCGGCACCGCCACUCGCGCAGCAAACACCCGCAGCCAUAACAGACGCACGAGCAGCCCCGCCGUGUCCGUGGUCAUCCACGGCACGACCGCCGCCGGACACGGCACGCCCACCGCCGGCCACGGCACGCCCACCGCCGGCCACGGCACGCCCACCGCCGGCCACGGCACGACCGCCGCCGGCCACGGCACGACCGCCGCUGGCUCGCAGAGCAGAGGGGACGAGUGGAGAGGAGAAAGAGAAUGUGAGCUGAGGAGAUACGUGCAGAUGCUGUUAAGCCGUUCCCCGGGAAUUCCUCUGAGUGGGGAGUUUCAGGAGUCUGGAUCCGCUCUGGGCAGGGACCCCGCCGAGAAGUGUCCACCUCAUCAACCUCCUCCUCCCCCGAGUUCUGUCGGGGAGGUCAUCUGCUCACCCAUUGUUCCUCGCACUUGCAAGCCUCCGCACGGCCCCACCGCUCAUCCCGCCACUCGCCCCUCCGCCGCAGUGCCGCGUCGAUCCAGGUCAGCCGGAGGCGGCGUCCGUCAAGCCGGGCGAAGUCGCAAAGCUGCGGUGUGGCGCUAGCGCAGUCCGCGGCGCGCGAGUCAACCAGGAUCAGGACCCGGUUCGCUCGAGAUACAAUUUUAUUCCGGCGUUGUGCAACGCAUGACAACACGGUAACAGCCGAAAGCCGUCGUGGUGGGUGUGUAAGGUAGCGUAACUUGUAACGUGCAAAUUUCGAUGUUCAGCUUCUUUCGUGACUGCAGGGAUUCAUCUUCUUGGUUCUUUCGGUAAAGUCACGUAGAAGGGAAAUAAUAAAAUAAUAAAAAUAAAACAUAAAAUAAUUCUCACGACGUUUCGGCCACAACGCAAGCAGCAUUGGGACGCUGUCUUCCCGACAGACCUGUUCUUCACCUGAGGACGGCCGCUUGCGUUGUGGCCGAAACGUCGUCAGAAUUAUUUUAUGAUGUUUUAUUUUUAUUAUUUUAUUAUCUCCCUUCUACGUGACUUUACCGAAAGAACCAAGAGGAGGGUUAGGGUUGUUGUUGGGUUUUGUUUCUCUGCCACGGCCGCCGUUGACGCCGUGCGUGCUGUGAUUUGGUGCGUUGUUGUUGUGGUUUGCGGUUGUUUUUUGUUGUUGUUUACGGUAGCGUGCCCAUCGUGUGACGGGCCACAAUUGGGUGGAGGGAGGGAGGGUCUGCCCCGUGACCACCUCUUGCCAAUUUAACACGUAGCAUGCUUUCACGACCAAUAUUAUUCAUAAUCAACGUUGUUGGGUUGAGAUCGCGUUGUUUAUAAAUGUGUCGUAACCCUCCACCACCCGACACGGCCAAACAGUAAACAAUGUGUCACGUUUUUUUCAAAGGACAAAUUAAUUCACUUCUUUAGCCCCACCGGUGGUGUGCUGAAGAGAGAAUCAACAGCAUUUUAAAAUGUGAGUAGUGCGACGUUUCGCUGAUAAUUACAAUCAGCUUCAUCGGGCAAGAAUGGUGAAGCUCUCCUGUUGCUCCCGGUCUUGCCAGCUUGCGAGAGCCACACACUCGAAGUGUUCCGGCCUCGUGGUGCACCAAGCCUGGCACGGGCGCCCGCGACAUCACCGCCAACCCUAGUGGCGAUCGAUCGGCUGCAGUUGCCAAGUCGCGUGGAGUAAACGCCGGGUUGUGUGUCGGGAGAGUAAACCCGCAAUGUUCGCUGCGGCGUUUCGCCGGCUUGAAUAUCGGCGGUCGAAAGCCUCCGUUGCUAAACUGGGCCAUGGAGUUGAGUAGCGCGGUUGGCAGGCGGCAGAGGCUGCGGUUUGUGUUGUUGCUGAGAGGCUGUGAUCGUUGCACCCGCAGUCGUUUAAUACAAACACUUAUAUAUCGUGGCGAGACCAUGUCCCCUG
This is a messenger RNA of Lethenteron reissneri (Far Eastern brook lamprey), 6233 nucleotides long. RefSeq lists its product as uncharacterized. Gene Ontology annotation, biological process: intracellular mRNA localization. Gene Ontology annotation, cellular component: ribonucleoprotein complex; nuclear outer membrane-endoplasmic reticulum membrane network; endoplasmic reticulum. The record is from RefSeq and is a predicted model, not a curated record. Gene Ontology annotation, molecular function: mRNA binding. NCBI's taxonomy places the organism in Eukaryota, Metazoa, Chordata, Hyperoartia, Petromyzontiformes, Petromyzontidae.